GUCACCAGGCAUCACCAUUCAAGAUGCAUCCAGGGGUCCUGGCUGCCUUCCUCUUCUUGAGCUGGACUCAUUGUCGGGCUCUGCCCCUCCCCAGUGGUGGCGAUGAAGAUGAUUUGUCUGAGGAAGACCUCCAGUUUGCAGAGCGCUACUUGAGAUCGUACUACUAUCCUACAAAUCUCGCGGGAAUCCUGAAGGAGAAUGCAGCAAGCUCCAUGACUGACAGGCUCCGGGAAAUGCAGUCUUUUUUCGGCUUAGAGGUGACUGGAAAACUUGACGAUAACACCUUAGAUGUCAUGAAAAAACCAAGAUGCGGGGUUCCUGAUGUGGGUGAAUACAACGUUUUCCCUCGAACUCUCAAAUGGUCCAAAAUGAAUUUAACCUACAGAAUUGUGAAUUACACCCCUGAUAUGACUCAUUCUGAAGUUGAAAAGGCAUUCAAAAAAGCCUUCAAAGUUUGGUCCGAUGUAACUCCUCUGAAUUUUACCAGACUUCACGAUGGCAUUGCUGACAUCAUGAUCUCUUUUGGAACUAAGGAGCAUGGCGAUUUCUACCCAUUUGAUGGGCCCUCUGGCCUGCUGGCUCACGCUUUUCCUCCUGGGCCAAAUUAUGGAGGAGAUGCCCAUUUUGAUGAUGAUGAAACCUGGACAAGUAGUUCCAAAGGUUACAACUUGUUUCUUGUUGCUGCCCAUGAGUUCGGCCACUCCUUAGGUCUUGACCACUCCAAGGAUCCUGGAGCACUCAUGUUUCCCAUCUACACCUACACCGGCAAAAGCCACUUUGUGCUUCCUGAUGACGAUGUACAAGGGAUCCAAUCUCUCUAUGGUCCAGGAGAUGAAGACCCCAACCCUAAACAUCCAAAAACGCCAGACAAAUGUGAUCCCUCCUUAUCCCUUGAUGCCAUUACCAGUCUCCGAGGAGAAACAAUGAUCUUUAAAGACAGAUUCUUCUGGCGCCUGCAUCCUCAGCAGGUUGAUGCAGAGCUGUUUUUAACGAAAUCAUUUUGGCCAGAACUUCCCAACCGUAUUGAUGCUGCCUAUGAGCAUCCUUCUCAUGACCUCAUCUUGAUCUUCAGAGGUAGAAAAUUUUGGGCUCUUAAUGGUUAUGACAUUCUGGAAGGUUAUCCCAAAAAAAUAUCUGAACUGGGUUUUCCAAAAGAAGUUAAGAAGAUAAGUGCAGCUGUUCACUUUGAGGAUACAGGCAAGACUCUGCUCUUCUCAGGAAACCAGGUCUGGAGGUAUGGCAGCAGGAUGUACUGACACAUCU
Messenger RNA from Mandrillus leucophaeus (drill), 1263 nucleotides. RefSeq names its product matrix metallopeptidase 13 (gene MMP13). Gene Ontology annotation, biological process: extracellular matrix organization; collagen catabolic process; proteolysis. The record is from RefSeq and is a predicted model, not a curated record. Gene Ontology annotation, cellular component: extracellular matrix. The coding region runs from base 24 to 1256 and encodes 410 amino acids. The transcript has 8 exons. NCBI's taxonomy places the organism in Eukaryota, Metazoa, Chordata, Mammalia, Primates, Cercopithecidae. Gene Ontology annotation, molecular function: zinc ion binding; metalloendopeptidase activity.